Molecule: messenger RNA, 2882 nt
Organism: Carlito syrichta (Philippine tarsier)
Lineage: Eukaryota; Metazoa; Chordata; Mammalia; Primates; Tarsiidae
Gene: CDIN1
Product: chromosome unknown C15orf41 homolog
Exons: 11
Coding region: 256-1119 (287 amino acids)
Biological process (GO): erythrocyte differentiation
Cellular component (GO): nucleus; cytoplasm
Source: RefSeq, a predicted model, not a curated record
GUAAGCAGAGCUCGGGCAAUCCGUAUACAGCCCGCCCCCGCGGCGGAGGUGCCGGGUGAAGCCUGCGACCCAGCGAGUAGCAGCCCCGCCUUUGCCGCUAGGAGUGUGCUUUCACGGGGGGAUCGGGGCAAACCAAGGAAGGCGAAGACCCCGGGCGUGCCUCUGUGUGCGUACCCCUCAUUCCCCGGCACCAAGGCUGCUCGAGCCCUAGGGUGUUUUUUCCUUGCCCCGCUACCUUCUGGUCCCUGGCCCAACAUGAUACUGACCAAAGCCCAGUACGACGAGAUAGCCCAGUGCCUAGUGUCUGUGCCGCCCACCAGGCAGAGCCUGAGGAAGCUGAAGCAGAGGUUCCCCAGUCAAUCGCAGGCCACUCUGCUGAGCAUCUUCUCCCAGGAGUACCAGAAACAUAUUAAAAGAACACAUGCCAAACAUCAUACUUUGGAAGCGAUUGAAAGUUAUUACCAGAGGUACCUGGAUGGAGUGGCGAACAAUGGAGCUGCCCCAGUGCUCCUGGAGCUGGCCAAUGAGGUGGACUAUGCACCCUCGUUAAUGGCUCGCCUUAUACUGGAGAGGUUUCUACAGGAACACGAAGAAACUCCACCCUCCAAGUCUGUUAUAAAUAGUAUGCUACGGGACCCUUCUCAGAUUCCAGAUGGAGUUCUAGCAAAUCAGGUCUAUCAGUGCAUUGUGAACGACUGCUGUUAUGGACCACUGGUGGACUGCAUCAAGCAUGCCAUUGGUCAUGAGCACGAAGUCAUGCUGAGAGACUUGCUUCUAGAGAAAAACCUGUCAUUCCUAGAUGAAGAUCAGCUCCGUGCAAAGGGUUAUGACAAAACACCAGACUUCAUUUUACAAGUACCAGUUGUAAUGCUUUGUCCCUUAGCUGUAGAAGGCCACAUAAUUCACUGGAUUGAAAGCAAAGCCUCAUUUGGUGAUGAAUGUAGCCACCACGCCUACCUGCAUGACCAGUUCUGGAGCUACUGGAAUAGGUUUGGGCCUGGCCUGGUCAUCUAUUGGUAUGGAUUUAUCCAGGAGCUGGACUGCAACCGGGAGAGGGGCAUCCUGCUCAAAGCCUGUUUCCCCACAGACAUUGUCACCUUAUGUCAUAGUAUAGCUUGACCUUGAAGAUCCUGGAAGAGAAGCUAGAAGAAAAAGGUGAAUCCAGAAGCAAUUUUGUUUUCCUGUCAUGUAAACUCCCAGCAACAUCUGUCCUGAACUUCAGCUGAACUCUUGCUGCCCGUGGUCACACCACUACCUUUUUAGACAAACAUCAAGAGUUUCUGUUUUCCUUCAUCUCUUGCUGAUGUGAACAGCUAAGAACUACAGACACAACCCACUCAUUAUCAGCAUUUCUGUCUCUGUCAAACAGUUAGUUUAUAGAUAGUCAUGAUCUUUCUUUCUUCCAGAUAGUUUCUCCUUGUAUGUCGAACACAAGAAAAAAAAUGUGAAGACUGAAAGGUGUGACUUUUCAAUUCUCCUCCCAGUUACCAAAUCACCCUCUCAUUUUUUUUCUAAUUCUCCAUUCCUUCUCUCUCCCUGCUCCCUUUCUCUCCAUAUGAACUCACAGAGACCCAGUGUUGCCUUAUCCUCAUGGAAUAAUCUAGCACAAACCUGGAAAAGCUGAAAACACAAAGUCACUAAAUGUUCACGCUCUCCUUCAGGCUCCAGUAGACCUAUACGGCCACUUGUACUGUGUGCUUGUGUUGUCCAGUCUUUGAGCUUGCCCGACUUCUGUGACAUUAAGCCAAGCUGCAAAAAUAUUCUGGAUGAGAAUUUCCUCUUUAGAAUGCUUACUAGAACACCAAAUAUUUUACAUUCAUCUCAUUUAAAAAUAUGAGUUACAUUGUGUCUGGAAACUACACUUCUUUGGCCGAAGGCUGAGAGGAGGGGAAAGUAGCUCCCUGCCAGCACUGAGGAGAGUUUACUUUUCAACGUGGUUGGUUGUCAGUAUGUAUGGAAGCCAGUAUUUUUAUAAGUUGAAUUUUUUAAAAGCACAUUCUGUAAACUGCUUUGUACAUGCAUUUUAUACCACAUAAUUAUAUAACACUCACAUAAUUUAGGCAUUAGAAAUGUUCAGCGUUGAAUGAACUAAGUGUACCAGAAAUAAACCUAGAACAAUUUUUAAAUAAACAAAAUAAAGGAGAUUUUGUACUUGUUAACUUUAAUUUAUUCCUUUUCAUUUACUGAAAACCAUGCUUCAGUCUAAAGCAAAACAUCAAUAAGUUAAUAUUAAACCUAUCUUUUGGGAAGUUAAAAAUUAACCUGUGCCCAAAAUGUAUUGAGUAAAAUAUUUGCCCCCAUGCUGACAUUUAUAAUGCUGUAGGGGUGAUUUUGGAAAUAUUAAUAACAAUGUAAGUUUUACAAACACCGUUCAGUUAUAGUCAUUGCUUAGUUCUUUCAAAAAACUAAAUAUAUAAUUUUCACUUUGUUAAUUUUGUGCCUAAAAAGGUUUGGGGAAAAUCUGCCUGCAGGUUUUCCUUUCAAGGGACACAUGUCGGGUCCAAACACUUGUGGAUUUUAACUCUAGCAGGCUGUGUUAAAUCAAAGGAGAGAGGCAGAAGAUACAAUGCUAAAGAAGUAUCAGACAAACUUUUGUAUUGUGUAAAAUUCAUCAUGCAGAUUUUGUGAGUGAAACAAUGAUUUGAAACCAUUACUCUGCUGCCUUGACACACACACACUUACACACACACACAUUUAAACAAAAAUGUUGUUAAAAGCAGGUUUCAUGGCAUGCUCUAAACUGCUUUUUCUGCUUUAGGAAUAAAUUACAUUUAUCUGCACAGAUGUUGAAAAUCCUGUUAAACCCUUGUCAAGGAUUUGUUUGUUUUACGUUAAACAAAUUUAUGAUGAGUGUGCACAAAUAAAUUAAAAAAUAAAAACGG